Molecule: messenger RNA, 747 nt
Organism: Anopheles bellator
Lineage: Eukaryota; Metazoa; Arthropoda; Insecta; Diptera; Culicidae
Product: adult cuticle protein 1-like
Exons: 2
Coding region: 107-532 (141 amino acids)
Source: RefSeq, a predicted model, not a curated record
GGCCCACUUUGGUAUAAAAACGGCGGCACCCGCCCGGGUUCGGUAUCAUAAUUAAUUCGAUCGCUCCAAAGUAACCGAGGCGCUCCCAAACACCAAAAACCCAAUCAUGAAGUGCAUGGUAGCUGCAGUCAUCUUGGCCCUGGCCGUCGUUUCGGAAGCCGGACUCCUGCCCUAUGGCGGCUGGCCCUACGGCCAUCUGGCGGUGGCACCGACCGUGAUCCAGUCGAACGUGUUGGCCCACCCGUACGGAGCGAUCUCGCACGCCGCCGUCCACGCUGCCCUGCCAGCCCUGCACCACCACGCGGCCAUCCCGGCGUACGGCCCGCACGCCGCCUUCAUUGGGCAUGCCCCGCACGCCGCCAUCCUGGCUGCUCCGCACGCACCGGCUGCGUCCGUGGCGCACAACGCCGGAGUGGUGCCCGGUGCCACCUCCGUGACCGCUACCCGUGGUGCCGUGCACGUUGCGCCCCUGCCCGGACAUGUCGUGUCCCAGCAGCAGCUGAACCUGGCCCCGGCCCCGGGAACCAUCUGAGCCGUGCGCCACGUCUAGUCCCUUCGCUCCGGCAGGCGAGUUCCCCGCAAAGGGAAGCGCCCGCUGGCCUCAUCUGUCUCGUCUAUCGCUGUCAGUCGAAAUUACGCUAUCCCGCCGCUGUUUCGGUCCAGUGUGGUGUUUGUUUCGAUUGCAACACUUUGGAAGCCGCCGAGCGUCGAAAAAGAUGAAUCAAUAAAAUUCGUUGCACAUUUCUC